Molecule: messenger RNA, 5028 nt
Organism: Capra hircus (goat)
Lineage: Eukaryota; Metazoa; Chordata; Mammalia; Artiodactyla; Bovidae
Gene: TP63
Product: tumor protein p63
Exons: 14
Coding region: 84-2126 (680 amino acids)
Biological process (GO): protein tetramerization; regulation of transcription by RNA polymerase II; apoptotic process
Cellular component (GO): nucleus
Molecular function (GO): protein binding; DNA-binding transcription factor activity, RNA polymerase II-specific; RNA polymerase II cis-regulatory region sequence-specific DNA binding
Source: RefSeq, a predicted model, not a curated record
CUUGAUAUCUAUGUAUACACAGGUAUAUGUGUAUAUGUUAUAUACUUUUCUCCAUUUAUUGAUAUCAAAGAGAGUUGAAGGAAAUGAAUUUUGAAACUUCACGGUGUGCCACCCUACAGUACUGUCCCGACCCUUACAUCCAGCGGUUUGUAGAAACCCCAGCCCAUUUCUCUUGGAAAGAAAGUUAUUACCGAUCCACUAUGUCCCAGAGCACACAGACAAAUGAAUUCCUCAGUCCAGAGGUUUUCCAGCACAUCUGGGAUUUUCUGGAACAACCCAUCUGUUCAGUUCAGCCCAUUGACUUGAACUUUGUGGAUGAACCAUCAGAAAAUGGUGCAACAAACAAGAUUGAGAUUAGCAUGGACUGUAUUCGCAUGCAGGACUCGGACCUGAGUGACCCCAUGUGGCCACAGUACACGAACCUGGGGCUCCUGAACAGCAUGGACCAGCAGAUCCAGAACGGCUCCUCGUCCACUAGCCCCUACAACACAGACCACGCGCAGAACAGCGUCACGGCGCCCUCGCCUUACGCACAGCCCAGCUCCACCUUCGACGCCCUCUCACCGUCACCCGCCAUCCCCUCCAACACCGACUACCCGGGCCCACACAGCUUCGAUGUGUCCUUCCAGCAGUCAAGCACCGCCAAGUCUGCGACAUGGACGUAUUCCACUGAACUGAAGAAGCUGUACUGCCAAAUUGCAAAGACAUGCCCCAUCCAGAUCAAGGUUAUGACUCCACCACCUCAGGGUGCUGUCAUCCGGGCCAUGCCUGUCUACAAGAAGGCCGAGCAUGUCACUGAAGUGGUAAAAAGGUGCCCCAACCAUGAGCUGAGUCGUGAAUUCAACGAGGGACAGAUUGCCCCUCCUAGUCAUUUGAUUCGAGUAGAAGGUAACAGCCAUGCCCAGUACGUAGAAGACCCCAUCACAGGAAGACAAAGUGUGCUGGUACCUUAUGAGCCACCUCAGGUUGGCACUGAAUUCACGACAGUUUUGUACAAUUUCAUGUGUAACAGCAGUUGUGUUGGAGGGAUGAACCGACGUCCAAUUUUAAUCAUUGUUACUCUGGAAACCAGAGAUGGGCAAGUCCUGGGCCGCCGCUGCUUUGAGGCCCGGAUCUGUGCUUGCCCAGGGAGAGACAGGAAGGCAGAUGAAGACAGCAUCAGAAAGCAGCAGGUCUCGGACAGCACAAAGAAUGGUGAUGGUACGAAGCGCCCUUUCCGUCAGAACACACAUGGCAUCCAGAUGACAUCCAUCAAGAAACGAAGAUCCCCAGAUGAUGAACUGUUAUACUUACCAGUAAGGGGCCGUGAGACUUACGAGAUGCUGCUGAAGAUCAAAGAAUCCCUGGAACUCAUGCAGUACCUUCCUCAGCACACGAUUGAAACCUACAGGCAGCAGCAGCAACAGCAGCACCAGCAUUUACUUCAGAAACAGACCUCGAUGCAGUCUCAGUCUUCCUACGGUAACAGCUCCCCACCUCUGAACAAAAUGAACAGCAUGAACAAGCUGCCUUCCGUGAGCCAGCUUAUCAACCCUCAGCAGCGCAACGCCCUCACUCCCACCACCAUUCCUGAUGGCAUGGGAGCCAACAUUCCUAUGAUGGGCACCCACAUGCCAAUGGCUGGAGACAUGAAUGGACUCAGCCCUACCCAAGCCCUCCCUCCCCCACUCUCCAUGCCAUCCACCUCCCACUGCACCCCCCCACCUCCGUACCCCACAGAUUGCAGCCUUGUCAGUUUCUUAGCAAGGUUGGGCUGUUCAUCAUGUCUGGACUAUUUCACGACCCAGGGGCUGACCACCAUCUAUCAGAUUGAGCAUUACUCCAUGGAUGAUUUGGCAAGUCUAAAAAUCCCUGAGCAAUUCCGACAUGCCAUCUGGAAAGGCAUCCUGGACCACCGGCAGCUCCACGACUUCUCCUCCCCUCCCCACCUCCUGCGGACCCCAAGUGGUGCCUCCACAGUCAGCGUAGGCUCCAGUGAGACCCGGGGUGAGCGUGUCAUUGACGCUGUGCGCUUCACCCUCCGCCAGACCAUCUCCUUCCCACCCCGAGAUGAGUGGAAUGAUUUCAACUUUGACAUGGAUGCUCGUCGCAACAAGCAACAACGUAUCAAAGAAGAGGGGGAGUGAGCUGAGCAGUUGUGGUGCCCUCUUCCCAGUUUCCCAUCUGCCUACCCCCUGUUCCCCCACCCCCACAACAAGGCACUCCUGCUUGUCCAGCCAAGCAUUCUCCUUAGCUCCUCUCCUUCCUCUUUUCGGUCUGGUUUCUUAAGGGAAGGAGAAAUAAGAGGCUAUGUUUUACCUAAUGUCUGACCUAGCGCCUGAUUCUGUUUCCUGGCUUUAAGCCUUCAGCUCCCUUGUUUGCAGGACCGAAAUUGUCAUGGCUAUGCAGAAGUGAGCAAAAAAGCAGUGGGUGUCUCCUUAAGCGGCAGAGAGCUCUCAUUGACUUUUAUAAAGCAUUUUCACCCUUAUAGUCUAAGACUAUACAUAUAAAUAUAUAAAUAUACAGUAUGUAUUUUUGGGUGGGGGCAUUGAGUAUUGCUUAAAAUGUAAUUUAAAGGAAAAAAAUGGAGUUGCACUUAUCACCUUUUUUUUUUCUUUCUAAUUUACUUGUUUUGGAUGGCUUAUCUAUAGGCCUUCUCUCAAAGUCAGCCAUGAAUGGUAGUAGGUAUCUAGAUCUUGAUAGUGUAUGUGAGUGACAAUGACAUGUAGGUGCCUUCAGUUCUUUUGAUGCUAAACACAUGUUACAUCCAACCUUUGGUUUGAUCUAUUUGUUAUUAUGUGGGUGAGACUGGAUACCUAUGUACACGAUUCUCUACGUUGGUGUAUUUUAUGUUACUGAUAUCUCUGCUACUGAUGGUGGUUGCCUUUGGGGUGAUAUAGCUCAAUUACAAGAAAAAGUCCAUGUUUACACUAUCACUCACCAGAAGAAAAGAAAUAUCCUCCCUUGCUUUUGGUUGGGAUUGGGGAAUGUGAAUAACGGCCAAAAUCCUUAAAAAGUCAUUGCAGCCAGUUCAGUAGCAACUGACACCAUGUGUCCUGGUAUAUCAGCAAUCUCCUCAUAUUUAAUACCAGACACAACUUAACUCUCAGUAUUUAUUGGCAAAGCAUUAGCUGCCAGUACAAAAGCUUGGAAACUAAAUUUCACAACUAGAUUGAUUAACUCAAUUACAUAUUUGCUACCCUUGUUUAAGGUUAGCAAAUUAAGGUUGAUUUGAUUGGGAUGAAUGCACCUGUCUAGUUCUUGCAAUAAACCUUUAAUAUGUAUUAAGAAUAUCCAGGAAAAACAAGAAUCUUACAGAGAUAUUGCAUCUCUGCUAAACAGUAAGAGAUCUCAGUAAACCAUGAAUUGAAGCACUUGGAAGACUUUUUGAAACAUAAAUAGUAUUAUUUGGUAAAUGUUUCCUCUAGUGACCCUCACAUUCUAUAAAAUUCUGCUUAUAAAGGCUUGUUGAUCUUUCUGUCUUCAGGGUUUAAAAUAGGGGUAUUGAUUUGGAAAAUGUAAAAUUAUGAGAUCAGUUUUAUUGUAGCAUUAGUUGUAUCACUACAUCACUUAUCUUUUUGAAUACUAUUAGUUUUACUUAGAUUGAAAGUCACUGUGAGAACCCAACUUCCCGUCCAUCUCUCUUCUGGACUGUGCACAUGCAUAAAAAUAUCCCAACAGAUCAGAGGGCAAGCUUACCAUUGGAGAUGUUGCUAGACUUGUCUUCAGAUUCAAAAAUAAAAGUGUAAAUGGAGAUAUUCCUGUACAUCUUUUAGAAACAUACUUCAUAGCAGAUACUUUUUUUUUCAAACCACAAAACCAAGUAUUUUGUAUAUAUUGCUAAUGAGCUCUUUUAAAAGCCUGCUGUGCCUUUUGGUAAAGGGCUAUCAUUGCACAUAAGCAUCCAAUUUUAUUUUAAAGUGCAAAAGGGCUAAUGUGGCUCAAAAAUAUAUGAGUUUCACCUGAAAAGUGUAUAUAUAUUUUGUAUGUGAAAUUGCAUACGUUGUGUUUUAUUAUCUUUCUCUUCUUGGGAUAGUGGGUUUUCCAGAACCAUCGUUGAGAUUUUUUUUUAUUAUUAUUAUUGUUUUUGUAUUUUCAUGGAAACACCAUUUAGUGAAACUACAAUGUCAAAUUUAAAAAAAAAUGCCAUUACUGUAAGAUGGGGGGAAGGGAAAGUUGUUUUUUUAUUAUUUUUUUUAAUUUUGUAUGUUAAAGAGAGUGAGUCCUUGAUUUCAAAGUUUUAUUGUGCAUAAAUGAUAAUAAGCACUGCUAAUAUGUGGAACAAGCAUGCAGGUUUGAAAGCCUAUUGAUGGGAAGAAUGAAAGCCAUGCCUUUGCAAUGCUAGAAGGACAAAUGGCUUCCUGGACUGUCCUGAGUGUUUGAAUAAACAUAGGACAUCUGAGCUAUCUCAGCACUAUUCGGGUAGCACUAAGGACUCAAAUUCCUGUACUGUAUGUACAUCAUGGGUUUGGCAUGAGCCAAAGCGAGGCACAACUACUGGCCUCUCACAUCCUGGUUGCAACUUAAUGUUUUUUGAGUGUAUGAGUAAUUAGCAUAAGGGGAGAAAGAAUAUUAAGGACAGACAAGGGGGCAUGGGCUUAAUGGAGUUCUAAUGUGGCCUCAUUACAGUACAUUACAGUUGGCUGAAGAAUGAAUACAUUUUUGUUUGACAUUGAUUAGAAAUGGAAAUGGAAGAUAGAACUUUCUUCAUUAAAUCCAUUUACCUUUUGUUUUCUUGAUAUUCCCCUAAAAUACAGUAUGUGGGGUGUUGAAUGUUUAAGGGUUACAUUUUUUUAUUAUUUUUAUAAUUGUGAAAAUUAAGUCAAUGCCAAAUGUUUUAUAUGCUUUAUUAAUGUUUUUGAAAGUUGUUUUUUUUUUUUCCUUAUAGAUGUGAUGCUUUUUUUUUUUUUUCAAGUUUCAGUUGCUUGUCUUUUGGAAUUUGGGGCAAUGGGCUUUGGAUGACCCAGAGGCAAAUCCACAAGCCACUUAAUGUUUGCCAGGACAUGCAAUAAAAUUAAAAAAUAAAUAAAAUUUGCAUUGAGAAAUGGU